AUGGUUGGUGUAGGGAAGAUACUGUAUGGUCUAUGGAUUGCAAGCGUCUUUCUACCUCUAUCUUCUACUGCCAAAAGCUCAGAAGCUACGCAAUGGCCGCUUCAUGACAAUGGACUGAACAAAGUUGUCGAAUGGGAUCACUAUAGCUUCCAGAUCGACAGUCAGAGAAUCUUUGUGUUCUCUGGUGAAUUCCACUACUGGCGCAUCCCAGUUCCUGGUCUGUGGCGGGAUAUUCUGGAGAAGAUCAAAGCUGCAGGCUUUACCGCGUUUUCCUUCUAUUCCAAUUGGGCAUACCACGCACCCAACAACCAGACCCUGGAUUUCACCACGGGCGCUCACGACAUCAGACCAAUCUUUGAACUUGCCAAGGAACUGGGAUUGUAUGUUCUUGUCCGCCCGGGGCCGUAUAUCAAUGCUGAAACGACGGCGGGUGGAUUCCCGUUGUGGCUCACCACGGGUGAAUAUGGAAGCCUUCGAAACAAUGACACCCGGUAUACUAAGGCCUGGACACCCUACAUGACGGAGAUGGCCAAGAUUACCAGUCAGUACCAAGUCACCGAUGGGCACAUGGCUAUCGGCUACCAGAUCGAAAACGAGUACGGCGACCAGUGGAUAUCAACAUCCGAAAAGAUACCCAAUAACACUGCAAUUGCCUACAUGGAGUUACUCGAAGCCAAUGCGCGCGACAGUGGGAUUACCAUUCCAUUGACGGCAAAUGAUCCCAACAUGAACUCCCUCUCCUGGGGAACUGACUAUAUUACCGGAGAGGGCAACGUUGAUAUCGCUGGCGUGGACUCAUAUCCAUCUUGCUGGACGUGCGAUCUCAGUCAAUGUACCUCGACCAAUGGCGAAUAUGUGGCAUUCCAGGUUGUGGACUACUACGACUAUUUCCAAGACUACCAACCAACACUCCCUGCGUUCAUGCCUGAAUUCCAAGGAGGCUCUUACAAUCCCUGGGGUGGACCAGAGGGAGGGUGCGCCGAAAACUCGGACGCUGAUUUCGCCAAUCUGUUCUAUCGAUGGAACAUCGGCCAGCGAGUGACAGCGAUGAGUUUGUACAUGCUCUUCGGCGGAACGAACUGGGGAGCCAUCGCUACGCCUGUGACGGCAACCAGCUAUGACUACUCGGCGCCCAUUUCCGAGGACCGAUCCAUUUCAUCCAAGUACUAUGAGACAAAGCUGCUGGCUCUGUUUACACGUACUGCAAAGGAUCUCACCAAGACUGAUUUGAUCGGUAAUGGGACACAGUAUACUGACAACACUGAAGUCCGCGCAUAUGAACUACGCAACCCAGAUACCAAUGCUGGAUUUUAUGCCACUUUCCACGCCAACACGUCCACUUCUACGAAUGAGGCAUUCCAUCUCAAGGUCGACACCUCUGCUGGGAAUUUGACUAUUCCCAAGCAUGGAGGUGUUGUUCGUCUGAACGGGCACCAGUCCAAGAUUGUGGUCACUGAUUUUACUUUUGGAUCCAAGACGUUACUCUACUCGACUGCGGAAGUAUUAACCUACACGGUUUUAGACGAUGUUCCGGUCUUGGCUCUUUGGGUACCCACUGGAGAGAAUGGAGAAUUUAACAUCAAGGGAGCAAAGAAAGGAAUUAUCAAGUCAUGCCAAGGAUGCUCGAACGUGAAAUUCAUCAAGGAAAAUGGUGGAUUGACGGCUACUUUCACGCAGUCGUAUGGCAUGAGCGUCUUGGAGAUUGACGGCCUCCGGGUCAUUUUACUCGAUCGGACUUAUGCUUACAAGUUCUGGGCCCCUGCUCUUACGAAUGAUCCAUUUGCUCCGGAAACAGAGAGUGUUCUCGUGCAAGGCCCCUAUCUCGUUCGCGGGGCCAGUAUCUCAAAGUCGAAGCUUGCAGUGACGGGUGAUAUUGUCAACUCCACGACAAUUGAAGUCUUUGCCCCCAAGGCUGUGGAAUCUAUCACCUGGAAUGGGAAGGCUAUUAAGGCGAGCCGGACAGCAUACGGCAGUUUGAAGGGCUCGAUCUCUGCACCAAAGUCCAUUACACUGCCAGAGCUCACCUCGUGGAAGUCAAAGGACAGCUUGCCAGAGCGUCUGAAUGAUUACGAUGAUUCCGGGGCCGCAUGGGUUGCUGCCGAUCAUAUGACUACUUGGAAUCCUAGAACACCCACUACUCUUCCAGUUCUGUAUGCGGACGAAUAUGGUUUCCACAACGGUAUUCGUCUCUGGCGCGGAUAUUUCAACGGCAGUGCGACCGGUGUCAACCUGAACGUCCAAGGAGGAUUGGCCUUCGGCUGGUCGGCUUGGUUGAAUGGCGAUUUACUGGGAUCCUACUUUGGCGACGCAACAGGCGAACAAGCCAAUCUCACCCUCUCAUUCUCCAACGCAACUCUCAGCACCAGCAAACCCAACGUUCUACUAGUCGUUCACGAUGAUACAGGCCAUGAUGAGACUUCCGGGGCGUUGAAUCCCCGUGGUAUCCUUGACGCCAACCUCAUUGGCUCCUCGACAGGCUUCACUCACUGGCGUAUCGCCGGAACCGCAGGCGGCGAAUCCAACCUCGACCCGGUUCGCGGUGCUUACAAUGAAGACGGUCUGUACGGCGAGAGAGUGGGCUGGCAUCUCCCAGGAUUUGAUGAUUCGACCUGGUCGAGCGUUAGUGACAGCUCAAGCCUGAGUUUUGAAGGUGCAACAGUUCGAUUCUUCCGUACUGUGGUCUCUCUAGAUCUCCCAUCUGAACAUGAUAUCUCCAUCUCGUUCGUCUUGGGUACUCCAUCUGGCUCGGCGAUUACGUACCGAUCGCAGCUAUUUGUGAACGGCUACCAGUACGGGCGGUUCAAUCCGUAUAUUGGAAAUCAGGUGGAAUUCCCUGUUCCACUUGGCAUUUUGAAUUAUAGUGGUGAGAACACCAUUUCUGUGGCUGUUUGGGCACAGACGGAAGAGGGGGCUAGUAUCUCGGUGGACUGGAAGGUGAAUUACGUGGCCGGUAGCUCGUUGGAUACGAGUGAGAUUGAUGAUGUCAGUCUGCGGCCUUCUUGGACAAAGGAAAGGCUCAAUUAUGCCUAA
Messenger RNA from Penicillium odoratum, 3030 nucleotides. Its product is annotated as glycoside hydrolase family 35 protein. Gene Ontology annotation, molecular function: beta-galactosidase activity. Gene Ontology annotation, biological process: carbohydrate metabolic process. The record is from RefSeq and is a predicted model, not a curated record. Gene Ontology annotation, cellular component: vacuole. NCBI's taxonomy places the organism in Eukaryota, Fungi, Ascomycota, Eurotiomycetes, Eurotiales, Aspergillaceae. The transcript has 6 exons. Bases 1 to 3030 code for a protein of 1009 amino acids.